AUGAUUGCUUUGUUCUUGAUCUACUCGAUUGAGGGGGACAAGCAGAUGCUUGAGAUCCCGACUGAAAGUUUUGGAGAUUUUCUGAUUCGAAGCAAUGUCUUCUUUCUUCUCAAGUCAGCUUGCGUCUGGGGAGAGCUUUUACUGACAGUGCUCGCUGCGGUUUUUCGGUCUUUUCUCUCCAUGGCUCGCAUGGCGAGAGAUUCCAGUUUUCGACUGGAUCUCUCCCCCCAAGGUCUUGCUGCAAUUCAUGGUCAGAAACUUAGAGGUUUUCGGUCUCACUUCAUGCUCAGAGAAUUGAUCGAUGACUGUCACGGCUCGAUGAUACCAAAAUCGCAAUCUGAUCCACCAACACGUUAUUUCAGAGCACUUGUCAACAUCUUUCAUAGCUUGGGCAGUUCACUGACGGUUCAGCAAAUACUGCAGUUCUCUCGCUUCCACUUGGCCGCAACUCAACCACUUGGCACUUGUCCUUCUUCCUCUGGCCAACACAAGCAGCACUUUGGCACUUGCUCCUCUUCUCCAUUCGACAGACAAAAGUUGGACCUUGAGAAAAAAGACCCAUGCCAAUCUGAAACCAAGCCACUUUGUCUGCCUUUGCAAUCACUUCGGUACCAGUUGACUUCGAUCGCGGCUAACAGCAAAGUCUUUGCAGGCACUCGCCUCCUUCGCUGCUCCCCAACGCUUUCCGUCAACGAGGGCAUAGCCCAGGGACUACAACAAGAACUCGGCAAGUUAACUCUGAAUCCAUGCUCGACACUAGCCACAAGCACCUUCACCACAGCCUGGCUUAUACAUGAUGAGACUUCCUCACAAACCCAGGGGUUCCUCGACUGA
This is a messenger RNA of Neurospora tetrasperma FGSC 2508, 834 nucleotides long. RefSeq lists its product as uncharacterized. Lineage: Eukaryota; Fungi; Ascomycota; Sordariomycetes; Sordariales; Sordariaceae. The coding region runs from base 1 to 834 and encodes 277 amino acids. The transcript has 7 exons. The record is from RefSeq and is a predicted model, not a curated record.